This is a messenger RNA of Rana temporaria (common frog), 1784 nucleotides long. Its product is annotated as oocyte zinc finger protein XlCOF6.1-like. The transcript has 6 exons. Lineage: Eukaryota; Metazoa; Chordata; Amphibia; Anura; Ranidae. The record is from RefSeq and is a predicted model, not a curated record. Gene Ontology annotation, molecular function: DNA-binding transcription repressor activity, RNA polymerase II-specific. The coding region runs from base 231 to 1517 and encodes 428 amino acids. Gene Ontology annotation, biological process: negative regulation of transcription by RNA polymerase II.
UGUAGAAGCAGAGUAGAGUCACCAAACGUCUGCCAGGAGAAAUUGUCCUCAGUGCCGGAGGGUGGGCGGCCAUUUUUUUGUAGACCAUAGUAGGAGAAAGGAGGGGUGGAGUUUAGCUAAAAAAAAAAAAAAAAUCCUCCUGGAGGGGGUGUGAGGUUUGCAGAAUGUGUGUCCAGUGAGGAGAAGCAGUGACGGACAUACAGAGGAGUGGGAGUAUAUAGAAGGACUUCAUGAUGGAGAACCGUCCACCCCUCACAUCACCGGAUGGAUCCAGUAACAGAAAUUCCCCAGAGAGAUGUCCCCGUCCUCUGUAUUCCUGGGACUCCACACAGGAACAUCAGGAGAUCCCUCAGGAGGAUCAGGGUGAAGGCCUGAUUGUUGUUAAAGUUGAAGAUGAAGAAAUGUUUGAGGGGAGUGAUGAUCCAUGUAAGGAGGAGGAAAUCCCUCCAGAGAUCAGCACGGAUCCCGGAGACACCAGAGACCCUCAGAGAGAUGCCAAAGCUGAGGAGGAGGAAGAAGGAACCGUAAGGAUUAAAGUGGAGGAAAUUCCAAUGGAGAUCAGCACAGAUGGACGAUACAGAAGGUACAACACAGAAGGACUUCCCAUUGUCUCCCCAGAUUGUCAAGCAGAUGAUGAUGUCAAAUCUGGUUCUUUGGAAGAGAAUGCCAUUGGCCCAGAUCUUCAUCCAGCACCUCACAGCGCAGAUCUAUCCUCCAAUCCGACCCAGCCUCCUGCCCAUCAUGUGGCACGUACAGGGGGCGAAACGUUCUCGUGUUCCAUAUGUGGAAAAUGCUUUGUCUGUAAGGCCAAACUCAUCUCCCAUCAGAGAAUUCACACAGGGCAAACGCCAUACUCUUGCUCUGAAUGCGGGAAAUGUUUUUUCCAGAAGUCGUCUCUUAAAAUGCACGAGAAAGUUCACACAGGAGACAAGCCGUAUUCCUGUUCCGAGUGCGAGAGAUCCUUUUCCGAAAGAACAAACCUUGCUAAGCAUGAAAGGACGCACACGGGGGAGAAGCCAUUUUCCUGUUCCGAAUGCGGCGAGUGUUUUACCCAGAAAUCCACUCUAAUUAGACACGAAAAAGUCCACACCGGGGUAAAGCCCUUUUCCUGUUCCGAGUGCGGAAAAUGCUUCACAGAGAGGACCACUCUCGUCGCACACCAGAGGACUCACACGGGGGUGAAGCCGUAUUCCUGUUUUAGUUGCGGCAAAUGUUUCGCCCAGAAAGCAACUCUUAUUAAACAUGAAAAGGUUCACACAGGUGAGAAGCCGUAUUUGUGUUCCCUGUGCGGGAAACGUUUUACAGAUAGGUCGCGUCUCGCUAACCAUCAGAAAACUCACACGGGAGUGAAGCCGUUUGCAUGUUCCGAAUGUGGAAAGUGUUUCACGGAGAAGACGUCCCUCGUGAGACAUGAGAGACUUCACACCGGGGAGAAGCCGUUUUCAUGUACGGAGUGCGGAAGGUGUUUUACUCAAAAGUCAACUCUUGUCAAACACGAGAAAGUCCACACAAGGUGAUUGGAAAUGUAAUACUUCUAUAUAGAUUUGUUAUAUAAAGACUAUGGAUCCCGCUGACAUCAUCCUGCACUUCUUAGAAGGAAAUGUACAGUGUAAAGUUUCUUUGGAGCUUGCAAGGUGGAACUUUUUACAUGGUAAAACUAAGCUGCUCUGCUUAAAAAAGUUGUUUACCAAGCUCAGUAGCUGAAGCUCAGAUUACAAAUGCUUUUGAAUGAGUAAUGCCACGUACACACGGUCGGAAUUUCAGAUGGAAAAAGUCCAAUGGGA